Molecule: messenger RNA, 1860 nt
Organism: Ascochyta rabiei
Lineage: Eukaryota; Fungi; Ascomycota; Dothideomycetes; Pleosporales; Didymellaceae
Product: arginine metabolism regulation protein II
Exons: 3
Coding region: 1-1860 (619 amino acids)
Biological process (GO): positive regulation of transcription by RNA polymerase II
Cellular component (GO): nucleus
Molecular function (GO): transcription cis-regulatory region binding; zinc ion binding; DNA-binding transcription factor activity, RNA polymerase II-specific
Source: RefSeq, a predicted model, not a curated record
AUGCACGUGCACGGCCCGUCCGCUGAAUUGAUCCUCAUCACGACCAAAGAGAUAAUUGGGUCGCACGGAACAUCUGAGCUAAGCAUGAAGAAACAACGUACGAAAUGCUUUACUGGGUGUUGGACUUGCCGCUCGCGUCGGGUCAAGUGCGAUGAAGAGACCCCCUUGUGCCAACGCUGCCGCCAGAUGGGUAUUGCAUGCGAAGGAUAUGGCGUCCGCCUGAACUGGGUACAUUACAAUCCGCACGAUGCUACAGACUAUGACGACAGUCCCUCCAAGCCAGAGCCUAAGAUGUUCAGACGUGCCCUGACAUCUCUUGGUGUUUUUCCGUCUCUCCCAUGUUUACCUUCUCAAGAACUAGAUGCAACGUUGACUACAAUUGAAGGAUGGUGUCCUGGCGACUCUUCAAAAUUGGAAGAUGGAGCAUUUAGCGUAUUUCCGCUGUCACAUCUCUCUGAGACAGUCAAGAGUCCUGCUCAAAUAUCGCCACGUUCAUAUGAAGCCACAGCAACGCCAAACUUUCCUGGCGACUCAUAUGCGCUAUCCACCACCAGCCAGGAUGGAGACGAUGCAUAUGGUGCUGUAGACAAUUCUAUCAACGAGUCUUGUGGAAACUCAGUACCUGCCGCUCAGACUCUCCUAAGCCUUGGAGGACGUGACCGACAUUCGCCACCACGCCACCUAGAUGCAUUGUCCAUGCCAUCCAAGCAGAAACGGCUGAUCCACCACUGGAUCACCUUUACCAGCCGCAAGCUGGUCCUUAUCGAUGAGCCGCACAAUCCCUGCCGUACUAUGAUGUUGCCAAUGGCACUGAAAGGCCUGGUCUCUCAGUCAAAAGGUUCCAACGCAGAUGUCGCUAUAUUUCACGCCAUCUGCGCAGCCGCUGCUUACAACCUAUUUGAAUUGACUGAUCAGGCUAACGACCAGGACCGUGUCCUCGCUCUAUACCAUGAUAAUGAGGCUGUUCAUCACCUCCGGCACAAUCUGGCGCGAGCUGAUGAGCAUCGGGAUCAGUCUUUUGCCAUGGCUAUAAUGGCAUGCAUUGCUGUCGAGGCUGUCUCCGGCACAACCCAACGAUGGCGGACCCAUGUCUCCGGCGGGUUGGCUUAUCUGGCCAAGCUACAAUCUCAAGGCCUGGAUGAGGCCGCUUUAUCUGCUUUUCGUCAACACAUGGUCAAGAUGGCCAUCCUGUGCGACUUUUCCGUCCCCAAUCAUUUUAAAUCUUUUUUGUACGACGAAAGUGGCUCUUCGGACGGCCUCGAGUUCACUUUUCCAUAUUAUGGUGUCUCGAGAUCUUUUCUCCGAGCCCACGAUCACAUUAAUGCCUUACUGGCGAGUGAGUCGACAGUAAGAACCCCUGCACAAGAGCAGGAGUUGGACGCCUUUGAGCUGCAGAUCUACCUUGACUUCCCUGGCCUUCCGCCCUGUAGUCUUCUCUCAGCAGUGGCCAACAAAACACAUGGUGUCGUAGUCCAUCACACUUCAAAAGCGUUCUACUACGCAAACCUCGUCUAUCUCCAGCGAAGUGUUCGCUGUGCUCCGGUAACAGCGGUGCAAGAUCUUGUGGAUCUGGGUGUACAGGAACUAGAGUCCAUUGACCGCGUUGGUCAGGGUGCACUGGGCUGUUUGAUGCUGUGGCCUGUGCUCAUUCUCGGAGCUGAGUGCGAUGGACCAGAUGUGCAGAACCGUAUGCGAGAUUGGUUUCGAGCCCAGCGUAGGCUCGGUUUUCGGAAUCUGGCGGUCCUGGAAGACCUCGUCGCCACAGUGUGGGAGUCUCGAGCCAACCCUACUUCCAAUAAGAGCGAUGGAGAUUGGCGACAGGUCAUUGCACAAGCGCAAUUUGAUGUUUUUCGGCUUUGA